AUGGGGAAGGGUAUGUUGACGACUACUACUCACGGGCCCAGCAGGGCUGGCUGGCAGUGCGCGAACGGAGCGAUGUCACAGCUGCUACGGAAUUUGGAGACCGAGUUCGGACGGUUGCGCACGGGCAAUGGGGAGGCGGAUCACGGGUUGAAGAAGUGCGCGGACGAGACGCACGAGUUCCGCGUACAGUUGAAGAAGCUCAAGGCGCACUUGGCCAAGCAGGCGCAGGAGCGGCAGGCCGGCGAGGUGGUGGACGAAGCGGGCUUCGAACGCAAACGGGAGCUGAUCGUCGAGAAGCUCCGGCGAACGCACACGUCGUGGAGCGGUGCGGUGCGGCGUACGUGCCGCGGAGCGGUGGCUGCGCAGGGCCGGUUCGAGAAGCACGCGGUGCAGCGGUUGUUCGAGUUCGAGCUGGACAAGGUGUACACGCAUCGGCUUCCGGCGCACGCGCGUGAGCAGGUGGCGCGAGCGAUCGGCAAGCACCUGUCGCGCUACAACAUCAGCAACAUCCCGGUGCGCGAGCACGACGACAUCUUGCGGUACAUGCGCGCGAUAUACGGUGUGGACGAGGAGGUCACGGAGGACUAUGUGGAGAUGAGCCAGAUCAUACAGGAUAUGCGCAAGGGCGACAUCUCAGGCUGCAUGGCAUGGUGCGAGCCGGGCUCGAACCUGCAGUUCGAGUUGUAUUUGCUCAAGGCCAAGCAAUUGCUCCUGGAGGGCGACAGGCUACUGACGUACAACUAUGUGAUGAACAACAUACCCGGGCUCAUGUUGCAGACACGCAAAUACGGGAUCCGGCGCGACAUCGGGACCCUCCUUGCGAACAUCGCGGUUGGUGACGCCGCGAAGUUCGAGUCGUUGGAGAGCGAGAUCCGCGUCCAGCUCGACAAGUGCGUUGCCUUGUUCACGCGAGAUUAUUGCCGGAAGAACAACUUGCUGUACAACUCUUCCCUCUUUUUGAUCCUGCUCAGCGGCAUCAUCUCGUUCCAGUUUUUCAUCAAGUAUCAGACCAUCCGGGCCGCGAGCCAUGUCGAUUGGACUACCGAGGAUGAGCUUCCAUUCAGCGUCAAACUACCGGACUUCUUGUCGGACUUUCAUCCGAUCUUUAUCUGCCCGGUUCUCAAGGAGGAAACCACACGGGAAAACCCGCCAUAUUCGUUGCCCUGCCACCACAUCAUCUCAAAGAAGAGCUUGGACAAGCUAAGCACCAACGGCACCUGCAACUUCAAAUGCCCAUACUGCCCCAUCAUGGCCUCGAAGUCAAAAACCCACAAGGUCAACUUUGCCAAAUUGUGA
Eremothecium gossypii ATCC 10895 is the source of this 1296-nucleotide messenger RNA. RefSeq names its product ubiquitin-protein ligase RMD5 (gene RMD5). The record is from RefSeq and is marked provisional. Gene Ontology annotation, biological process: proteasome-mediated ubiquitin-dependent protein catabolic process. The coding region runs from base 1 to 1296 and encodes 431 amino acids. The transcript has a single exon. Gene Ontology annotation, molecular function: ubiquitin protein ligase activity. Gene Ontology annotation, cellular component: cytoplasm; nucleus; GID complex. NCBI's taxonomy places the organism in Eukaryota, Fungi, Ascomycota, Saccharomycetes, Saccharomycetales, Saccharomycetaceae.